Molecule: messenger RNA, 565 nt
Organism: Phialemonium atrogriseum
Lineage: Eukaryota; Fungi; Ascomycota; Sordariomycetes; Cephalothecales; Cephalothecaceae
Exons: 2
Coding region: 86-499 (137 amino acids)
Source: RefSeq, a predicted model, not a curated record
AAGCCACCACACAACGAAAGAAAAAGAGCUUGAAUCUACUAUCCCCUCUCCAAUCAGCACAGGGUCUCCACAAACUCGAGAAACAAUGCAUUCCUUCCUCCCGCUCAUCCUCUCCGCCCUCGCCGCCGGCGUAGCAGGCCAAGUAACCCUCACCCCAACCACAAUCUGCCGCGGAGCAAGCUGCACGACAGCAUGCCCGACACCAGAAGACGGCGGCGGCAACGGCGGGGGCGCGGCGCGGACGGUCACGGUGACGACGACGGAGACCGUCACCAAGACGACGGGGUCGGCGUGUGGCGGCGGCAACUGCCCGACCCUCACGUCAACGGGCACCGUGUGCAAGACGUGCCUCGUGCCGCAGUGCACGACCACCCAGGUCGUCAACAAGCCGGCUGGGUGCAACAACCUGGCGACUGUGUCGACGAGCUUUGGAUGCAAUGAUGCCGAUGUUUGUAAUAAGAUUGGCUGCAGGACUGUGUAUGCUAUCCAGUCUUCCUGAGUGGGUGGGUGAUGUGCUUUGGGAGGGGGGGGAGGGAGGCCGGGUUUGGGUUUCUGGAAGGGAUUU